Molecule: messenger RNA, 1491 nt
Organism: Anoplopoma fimbria (sablefish)
Lineage: Eukaryota; Metazoa; Chordata; Actinopteri; Perciformes; Anoplopomatidae
Gene: kcna1b
Product: potassium voltage-gated channel, shaker-related subfamily, member 1b
Exons: 1
Coding region: 1-1491 (496 amino acids)
Biological process (GO): potassium ion transmembrane transport; protein homooligomerization
Cellular component (GO): juxtaparanode region of axon; dendrite; paranode region of axon
Molecular function (GO): delayed rectifier potassium channel activity; protein binding
Source: RefSeq, a predicted model, not a curated record
AUGACCGUGGUGUCCACGGAGAACAUGGACGAGACCUCCACGCUGCCGGGUCACCCGCAGGACCUGUACCCGCCCGACGACGACCACGACGACCACGACUGCUGCGAGCGCGUGGUCAUCAACAUCUCGGGGCUGCGUUUCGAGACGCAGCUGAAGACGCUGGCCCAGUUCCCGGAGACCCUCCUCGGGAACCCCAAGAAGAGGAUGCGCUACUUCGACCCUCUGAGAAACGAGUACUUCUUCGACCGGAAUCGCCCGAGUUUCGACGCCAUCCUGUACUACUACCAGUCCGGCGGGAGGCUAAGGCGGCCGGUCAACGUGCCGCUGGAUAUGUUCUCGGAGGAGAUAAAGUUUUACGAGCUCGGCGCCGAGGCCAUGGAGAAGUUUCGCGAGGACGAAGGAUUUAUCCGGGAGGAGGAGCGACCUCUCCCGGAGAAGGAGUUCCAGCGGCAGAUCUGGCUCCUCUUCGAGCACCCGGAGAGCUCGGGGCCGGCCCGGGGGAUCGCCAUCGUCUCGGUGAUGGUUAUCCUCAUUUCAAUAGUCAUAUUUUGUUUGGAGACAUUACCGGAGCUGAAGGAGGAUCCAAACCAGAGGAUGCGCAUCGUGGGGAACAUCACGGUUUACUACAAACCCAACGUCCUCACGGACCCGUUCUUCGUGGUGGAGACGCUCUGCAUCAUCUGGUUUUCUUUCGAGUUGAUUGUCCGGUUUUUCGCUUGUCCCAGCAAGGCGGCGUUCUUUAAAAACAUGAUGAACUCCAUCGACAUCGUCGCCAUCAUCCCGUACUUCAUCACGCUGGGAACGGAGCUGGCCGACGACCAGGACAGCAAGGAGAGUAAGGGGGGAGGGGAGCAGGCCACGUCGCUGGCUAUUCUCAGGGUAAUCCGCCUGGUGAGGGUGUUCAGGAUCUUUAAACUGUCUCGGCACUCCAAGGGGCUCCAGAUUUUGGGGCAAACUCUAAAGGCGAGCAUGCGGGAGCUGGGUCUGCUCAUCUUCUUCCUCUUCAUCGGCGUCAUCCUCUUCUCCAGCGCCGUCUACUUCGCCGAGGCCGAGGAGAAGGAGUCGUUCUUCACCAGCAUCCCGGACGCGUUCUGGUGGGCCGUGGUGUCCAUGACCACGGUGGGCUACGGGGACAUGUACCCCGUGACCAUCGGGGGGAAGAUAGUGGGCUCGCUGUGCGCCAUCGCCGGCGUGCUCACCAUCGCACUGCCGGUGCCCGUCAUCGUGUCCAACUUCAACUACUUCUACCACCGCGAGACGGAGGGCGAGGAGCAGGCCCAGCUGCUCAACGUCAGCAACCAGAACUUGGCGUCGGACACCAACUCCAGCCGCCGCAGCUCCUCGGCGGUCAGCAAGUCGGAGUACAUGGAGAUAGACGAGGACAUGAACAACAGCAUCGAUAACUUUAGGGAGGCCAACCUCAGGACUGCCAACUGCACGGCGCCCAGCCAGAACUGUGUGAACAAGGGGAAGCUGCUCACCGACGUGUGA